Molecule: messenger RNA, 2700 nt
Organism: Hyaloscypha bicolor E
Lineage: Eukaryota; Fungi; Ascomycota; Leotiomycetes; Helotiales; Hyaloscyphaceae
Product: adenosylmethionine-8-amino-7-oxononanoate transaminase
Exons: 5
Coding region: 244-2574 (776 amino acids)
Biological process (GO): biotin biosynthetic process
Cellular component (GO): mitochondrion
Molecular function (GO): S-adenosyl-L-methionine:8-amino-7-oxononanoate transaminase activity; dethiobiotin synthase activity; pyridoxal phosphate binding
Source: RefSeq, a predicted model, not a curated record
CUUCCAUUUUCUUUCAACCCAAUCACAGUCUCGCUGCUCAGGGACUUCACGGUCGACAACAUUUCAUCUUCGAGCAUAAGUGGAAGGUGGUGACAAUACGAGAAGCUUCUCCAAUUGGUAUGAGGUUGGCAUAAACGUUCCCGCUGGGUUUUGGUGGAACUUUACGGCUUCUUUGAAAAGGCGGGGCAACUCGGGGCAUUGAAUUUUCCUCGGACAAAAUCUCGUACCCAAGACUUGCCGAAAAUGGCCUCCAAAACCUCUCUCCGGAGGACGCUCAGAGCCUACCAAAUCUAUGGAGCCAACACAAACGUCGGCAAGACGAUAAUGUCAACGAUAAUUUGCAAAGCCUUCAAGCGCCAAUUCCCUUCUCAGAACGUGUGGUACCUGAAGCCUAUUUCAACUGGCCCUUUGGAUGAGGCGGAUUACCGACAUAUUGCACGGUUCUCGCCGGAAACCAAGACAAAGUGUUUAUUUCAGUUUGAUGAGGCUGUGAGCCCUCAUAUUGCUGCUCGCUCUAGCAAGUAUCUGUCCGACUCCGAAGUUCGUGACGAAGUCCUCGCACAUCUUAUGGCCUGUUCGGAAGCCGGAGAAGGAACAUUACUUCUGGAGACAGCAGGAGGUGUCCAUUCUCCCACUCCCAGUGGCAGUUCACAAGCAGAUUUAUAUAGACCGCUCCGACUCCCUAUUUGUUUAGUUGCAGACCACCAUCUUGGUGGGAUCUCUGCCUCGAUCUCGGCUUUCGAGUCACUUCAUAUCAGAGGCUAUGAUUUAGAUACCGUACUACAGUUUGAGGAUGGAAAGUAUCAAAACCACACCUAUCUACAAGAGUAUUUCGAGCAGAAGGGAAUCUCCUCACUUUCACUCCCGCCACCACCACCCCGAGGACCAACCGAAGAAGAAGAUCAAGAAAUUAUGUCCGAUUACUACGAGAAGAUGAGCAAACUCGACAAGGUCGAGGAAGCCAUCUUCUCCUUAUCCGAGAAGCACACAAAGCGACUAGAGAACCUAGAAAGCAUGAGUACCAGAGCCAACGAUACGAUCUGGUACCCAUUCACGCAACACCGCGAUAUAUCCCCACAGAGUAUCGUGACCAUCGACUCCGCAUCGGGGGAUUUCUUUCAAACCUACACUCCCACCUCUAAAGCCGGUACGUUGAUCCCGACAUUCGAUGGCAGCGCAAGCUGGUGGACACAAGGCCUCGGCCACGGAAAUCCAGAACUGUCCCUCGCAGCAGCCUACGCAGCAGGCCGCUACGGACACGUAAUGUUCGCAGGUGCAAUCCACGAGCCUGCUCUCCAACUCGCGGAAUCACUUCUCCACUACCUGAACAAUCCACGUCUCCAAAAGGUCUUUUACUCCGACAAUGGGAGUACGGGCAUGGAAGUCGCUGUGAAGAUGGCGCUGACGGCUUCAUUUGAGAGAUAUAAGUGGGAUGUGCCGAAAGAGGAGGUGGGUGUGAUUGGGCUGAAGGGUAGUUAUCAUGGGGAUACCAUUGGGGCGAUGGAUGCAUCUGAGCCGAGCACUUUUAAUGAGCGAGUACAUUGGUAUAAAGGGCGGGGCUACUGGUUUGAUUUCCCGCAGGUGAAGAUGGUAAGAGGGAAGUGGAUUGUUGAGCCGCCUGAGGGGAUGAAGGCCGAAUUUGGAGAAGUGACUGAGUUCGCUUCUUUGGCGGAGAUCUUCGACAUUCAGGCGAGGCUUGGAUCGUCGGCUGGGCGGAAGUACAGUAAACACAUUGAGGAGACAUUGAAUGGACUGAUCAAUAAAGAGGGAAAGACUUUCGGCGCGCUGGUAAUGGAACCUGUCAUCCUAGGUGCGGGAGGAAUGCUCUUCGCCGACCCCCUAUUCCAACACCUCCUCGCCUCCACCAUCCGCACUUCGCCUCUCUUCCCCUCUCCCCCUCACGCUUCACCGGAAACCUGGACCGGCCUCCCGGUAAUCCACGACGAAGUCUUCACUGGCCUCUACCGCCUCGGCACCUUCACACCCUCCACCCUCCUCCAAUCCCACCCCGACAUCUCCGUGCACGCCAAGCUGCUAACCGGGGGCCUCGUCCCGCUCUGCUGCACUGCGGCAUCGCAAUCCAUCUUCGACGCCUUCCUUGGGAACGAGAAGCGUGAUGCGUUGUUGCAUGGACAUAGUUAUACCGCGCAUCCAGUGGGUUGUCAAGUUGCGGUGAAAUCGAUUGCGAAGAUGGUGGGGAUGGAGAACGAGGGUGCGUGGGAUCACGCGAAGGAGGAUUGGAAGAGUGGGUCCAGGCUUGCUUCUGUCUCCGAUCAGGCGGUGCAGGCUUGGAGUGUGUGGUCGAAGGGGUUUGUGGGUAAAGUGUCGUUUUCAAGGGAGGUUGAGAGUGUGAUUGCUCUUGGUUCGGUUCUGGCGAUAAAGCUUCAAGAUGAGAAUUCUGGGUAUAGCUCAACAGCAGCCACUGGACUGCAGAAGAAGCUUUUGGAAGGAUCAGACGGGUUCAAGAUUCAUGUUCGAGUUCUUGGGCAUGUGCUCUACGUGAUGGCUAGUCAGACGUCCAGGACUGAGGCUUUGCGGAGUAUCGAGAAAACUUUGCUCGAUGCUCUGUAUUGAGGAAAGAGAAAAUAAUGUAUAUAUGAGAUGGAGAAAAUGAGAAAGCAGUUUGUACACAUAUUGCAACACUUUCAGGCUCUAGAGGAAUUCCUAAGAUGAAUAUGGCUGGCAGUCGUUUAUCUAGAC